Messenger RNA from Penicillium verrucosum, 651 nucleotides. RefSeq names its product HNH endonuclease signature motif containing protein. The transcript has 3 exons. The coding region runs from base 1 to 651 and encodes 216 amino acids. The record is from RefSeq and is a predicted model, not a curated record. Lineage: Eukaryota; Fungi; Ascomycota; Eurotiomycetes; Eurotiales; Aspergillaceae.
AUGGAACCUUCGUCAAAGCUUAUUGGAUUUGAUGAAGCGCCUCCGAUCGAGAAUCCUACAAUGCCAGUUGCUGAUAUUCCAUGGAGCCCUCCACCUAUUGAUCCAUUGCCAGAAGUUGGGGAUACCGAGAGAGCAAAGUUGAUCGACAGACUAAGAGAGAAGGCAGAGCAAAGCGAGGCGGACUCAACAUAUUGGGCAUGCCUCUGGUUGUCUGAUAUUGAAUGCCUUCGGGGGAUUGUCCGGUCGGUGGAAUCUUACCAACCCAAUGCAAACUCAUCAAUGAUAGGCAAUAGUACUUUCACUAUGCUCAGGGCUUGGCAAACAAGGCCGAGGAAUAUCGCGCUUUCUGAGACUCAGGGGAAGCGGAAGUUGGGGGAGGAGACCCCGAAGCGAAAACUCAGUGCCAAAACAGCUACAACGCUACACUUGUUCUGGCCUAAAGACCAAGUUGAUGGAUGGGAAGCCCGGUUGACGGGCCCAAAUGGCACAGAACUUUGCGAGAAUUUGCUUUGCUUAUCCCCCGACGCUCAUAGGCUUUGGGGGGCUUGUUACUUUGCCCUCCAGCCGCUCCAUCUACGCGACGAUGGUAAGGAGUUGAUCACACGUUUCUACUGGCUGCCCGAGUUCACGCCACGCAAUGUUCAGGUCUAG